UGGAUGUGCGCAUGUGUGUGUGUGAGGCAUACUCGGUUCUUUAGAAUGGGUAGUUUCAACUUGGUUUCUCGACUGUUCAAAGUUUUUUUUAGAUCUGAAGGAAUUUCUGCUGUAACAGACAAAUGAAACAUCGGCCAACUUUAAACGACAUAAAAAUGCCUAUUCUAUGGAGGUGGCGAACAAGAAUACUAGAAUUAUUCCUCUUUUAAUCUUUGAAAUAAUGAUGAGAGUACACGCAUUUUUGACAUUUGGAUUUACAAGCCUUCGUUUCUGCAACCAUACCCAUGUCUCACUACUACUACUUGCUGCAACUAUAUUUGGGAAACUACCAUGUAAAGCCUUCUCCUGCCAGUCAGAUAAUUUUGUUCUUUUUUUCUGGUUUUUAACUUCGUUUUGCUUUUUGGUUUCCCUGUCUUGUGACUCUAGCAACUCUUAAUAAACUUUCUGCACUAUUACCUACAUAGGAAUCUAUAUCUACUCUAGCUAAUUCCACGCAGACUUCUGCUGAUAUUGAUCCUCUUCCACCUUCCUUUCUAGAUUAUUCAGCCGUUGUUCAAAGAAAUACACCUAUAUCAUUCAUAUUACCUAUGUAGAGAAGUCUGAUGAAAACUGUUUUGCAGCUACAUUUAAUAUUGCAAGCAUUCUUUUUCGAAGAAUGUCUCUAAAUAUUGACUUUUCAUUUUGAAAAAAGAAAAAAAUCUCAGAGCAGGAAACAAUUGCCUGGCCAGUUCUAAAUUUGCUUCCCACAACCUUAUUUAUUCAUAACCAAUCUCAACACUUCGCUAAAAAUAUAUAAAAUAAAACCAUGACCAAAAACAAAGUAUUGAACGCUCAUGUCCUUGCUGCCCUAGCCCCGGGAGCUAAAGUAAAUUUCAAGACAUUAGAAAUUGCUGUUGCACCGGAUCCGAACGCUGGAACACUUCUAUUAAACGUGGGAGGACAAAUAUUUGAGACAUAUCGUUCGACCCUCAACAAACACAAUAAUACAAAUCUCUCUAAUGAAAUGUUUCUUCAGAAAUUUUACCGAGAACGUCACAAAGAUUAUUUCUUUGAUCGUGAUCCAGUUUGUUUUCGCUCGAUUCUGGAAUACUUACGGACUGGUCAACUGCAUCUACCGUCUAAUGUAUGUGGACCAGCAUUGAAAAAGGAGUUGGACUUCUGGGGUAUCAGCGAAAAUUUAAUCGAAGGUUGCUGCUGGAACAUAUACGAUUCUUGGAAUAGUACAUAUGAGUCGUUGCUGAGGUUCGACCGAGACCGAAAGGCGAUGUUUACAACAGAUGAAUUGGAUAUAUCCCAAAUGACAUCUUUACAACGUUUUAAAAAUUAUUUGUGGAAUAUUCUAAGCAACCACAACUAUUCUUUUCUCUCAAAGGUCUAUGGGAUAAUUUCUCUAAGUUUCGUUAUCGUCUCCAUACUCACCUUUAUCGUGGAAACGCAUCCAUUCUUCAAGACACGCGGAGAUCGUGACAUUUUGGGCCGGCGAUACCGACAGUCGAAUUCAACGAACGGUGACGAUCCAGAGACAGAGGCGAACAUGCCACACAUAUCUAUUGUAUUUAUGGAUGUAAUUUGUUUGAUUUUCUUCACUCUAGAGUUUAUUUUACGACUAUUCUGUGCACCCAAAAAGUGUAAAUUCUUUUUUACUUUUCUCAACAUGGUCGAUUUAGCAGCUCUAUUACCAGACUUUAUUGAAAUCAUUCUGAUAAAGAACAUCAACUACGACUUCAUAUUCUAUAUCACUCUAUUACGAUUAAUUCGUAUCUUGCGUAUUUUCCGCCUCAUACGACAUAUUCCCGGGUUGUGGGUAAUGAUGUAUACCUUAAAAGCCAGCUUAGAGGAGCUGAUGCUCAUGUGUAUAUUUCUCUUGGUUGGUAUGAUUAUUUUUGCCUCUCUUAUAUUUUUUGUAGGAGAAGAUAGAUUUUCAAACAUUCCCAUGAGUCUAUGGUGGGCGCUGAUAACUAUGACGACGGUCGGGUAUGGUGAUAUGGUGCCUUCUACUAACUUGGGUUAUGUAGUUGGCUCAUUCUGUGCCUUGACUGGUCUUCUCAUGAUUGGUUUCACUGUGCCCAUUAUAGUUAAUCACUUUGUCCUCAAUUACACACAUAUGCAGUCAGCUACAAAAUCAGAGAUGAGGCAGAAACACCGACAGAAGGAACUCGAAGAAGAGAGGAAAUUAAUGGGUGAACUAAAAGCAGAGUUUUCAGAGUCAAAAAGAAAUAAUAGUAAGAAACCGAUGAAGACAUUUUCUCUGAAAAAACAUUCACCAGCAAAUGUAUGGAAUAAGAACACUGAGAAUGGUAGCAAGUCUGAAUUCAGCCACCUUAACGAGUUAAGUAACAUGGAAAACUAUGGAAAUGGAAUAUCGAGUAAUAACGAAAAACUUACUGAUGGCAUAACCAUGGAACACAAAAACUGGGAUAAAACUAAAAUACACAGUAGUUUCUCUAGCAAUGAUGAUAAUGAGCAAAAUAUGGAUAGAGGUUAUGAGGAGAAAGACGGUGCUAAAUGUAAAAGUGGUAAAUCUGCAAAAAAGUUACAAUCACAGAAUGAUCAAUCAUUCCCGAUGGAGGAAUUUGGUGGAAAUGAUUUACGUACGUCGAAUGUGUAGAUUCUAUUUUUUUAGAUAUAAAAACAUUUGCUGGUAUUUAUGUCUCACACAGACACACUUUUUCAAAGACAAACAUACAUUCAAAUAACAUACAUAUACACAUAAUGAAGUGUGCUUUAAACUGUAUGUAUACACCAUAUGCACAAUAUAUGCAUUCAUAUAUAUAUAUAUAUAAAUUAAGUGAUCAAGCUGUCGCCUUAUUGAUUGAUCACUCUAAGUUGGAGCUCCAUCUCGAAAACAAAACUUUUUAAAGUUAGGAAUUUCACUACUUCGACAAAGGAACAUUGAUAUUGUGUAGAAAUCCUUAUAUAUUAAACUUGAAUGGAAGCAAGGCUUACUCUUUCAGAACUAGAAAUAAUUAAUCACUUUAUGAUAUGAUGAACACGUUGAAAAGAAAAAUGUGGGAAUUGUCAACAAGUGGAAUACCCGACAAUAUCAAUAUAAAUACUGAGUGAUCAUCAGUUGAGUCUUACGUAUGUAAUAUAUUGGAACAUUUUGAUUAACUGAGGUUAUUCCUGCAAUUAGUAGGCAUAUCCCCAAUAAUAUCAGCCAAGUGUAACUUUUAGAAAAUAAUGUCGAUGCUGAAAACAACAGGCGGAUUUUAAACUUGUUACUCCUCUUCCACAGCGAAAUAUAUUGUACUCAAUUAUUCAGGGUCAGCAAUGUCCAUUAUAGUGCAUAACUAUCAACAACAAAACUGAUGGAAAAUAUCUCAAACGAUCACUUGCAUUCAUAGAUAGAAUUAUGGUUAUUGUGACAAAAGGAACACUGCUUCUGUUUGCAGUACCAUUUACUGGAAAGCCGACCUGUUUGAAUUUAUAUUUUCCGAGUGGAAGGUCGAAUGUCCUAAAGCAUAUAAUUACACCAAUUAGACGAACAUUUUGCCUUUACAUAAUAUCUUCAUUUGUAUUAAUGUCAACAUGGGACAAUUAUUAUUAGGAAAGAUAAAAGUUUCUUCAUAUAUAAAAUACUCACUUCAAUUAAUUAUGGCGGUAAUGGGUAUUUAAGAUAGUGAUGGAAAUAUAGCCAUAUUGAGAGAUGGAAACUGUGAAAUGUUCGGGAAACGAAACAGCAGUGUAGAUAUCUCUAAACACGUGGAACAGGAUCUAGAGUUAUGUCAAAACACUGUACCCAGAUAUGCUGAGAUCUACGCAGAUAAGAACAUCGAAAGACAUUUUAAAUGUAUUAAAGAAUAUACAAGUAUUUA
Molecule: messenger RNA, 3815 nt
Organism: Octopus bimaculoides (California two-spot octopus)
Lineage: Eukaryota; Metazoa; Mollusca; Cephalopoda; Octopoda; Octopodidae
Product: potassium voltage-gated channel protein Shaw
Biological process (GO): protein homooligomerization; potassium ion transmembrane transport; action potential
Cellular component (GO): membrane; voltage-gated potassium channel complex
Molecular function (GO): voltage-gated potassium channel activity; protein binding
Source: RefSeq, a predicted model, not a curated record